This is a messenger RNA of Dromiciops gliroides (monito del monte), 2857 nucleotides long. It is a transcript of the gene BLZF1, whose product is annotated as basic leucine zipper nuclear factor 1. The transcript has 7 exons. Gene Ontology annotation, cellular component: Golgi membrane. Gene Ontology annotation, biological process: Golgi organization; Golgi to plasma membrane protein transport. NCBI's taxonomy places the organism in Eukaryota, Metazoa, Chordata, Mammalia, Microbiotheria, Microbiotheriidae. The coding region runs from base 321 to 1526 and encodes 401 amino acids. The record is from RefSeq and is a predicted model, not a curated record.
GAGACAAACAUCCCAGCAACUUAAUAGUUUUGACAGUUAUUUGCUUCUAAUUUCUGUGACCCAUGCCCCUUGCCAUUGUCAUUUGAUUUAAACUUACACUUAGAACAGCAUCUCAGAACAAUAUUUCCGUCGUCGGAUGGGGAUAACCCGGAAGCGAAUAUCCUAGAAGCCGGAAGGAGUCAGAGAAGAAAGGAGAGUUUUUCGGUACGGCUGCGGGCGGCUGUGCAACCCCGGGCAGGGAAAAGUGGGAAAAAAACACUCAGUGAAAUCCACGAUUUUUCAGCAGCAGUCUUCAGGUAAAGUCCCUUGGAUAAGAAAAAAUGACUUCCCUUGAAAGCACUGAAGUCAAAGCAGAUCCUCCUUCAGCACCAGUCCGUGGGGCUGGAGAUGGAAUGGAAACUGAGCAGCCACCUAAGUCUGUGGAAGUUACCUCUGGACCACAUGCCCAGAACUGUCACAGCCUGCGAAGCCCACGGAAGAAACCCGUUCCAUCGCUGAGCCCAGGAGUGCUUCAGCUGGGCAAGGUUAUCACCGACAAAGCUGUGGAAAUCGAAGCUGUUCGGAUAGUAGUUCCCAAAGCCGCUGUAACCCACGACAUCCCUGCCAAAAAUGCCAAACUGGUGAAGUCUCUGGGGCAUCACAAAGGGGAACUUUUAGGUCAGUCAGAUGGAGUCAUAGAUCCCAGGAGAGAGAUAGCGGAGCUCAAACACAGAGUGGAAAAGCUCAAAGGCUCUGAGAAGAGACUGCUGCAGGAUAAAGAAGGGCUUUCCAACCAGCUCCGCGUCCAGACAGAGGUGAAUCGUGAAUUAAAGAAGUUGCUAGUGGCUUCUGUUGGGGAUGAUCUGCAGUAUCACUUUGAACGUUUGGCUCGGGAGAAAAAUCAGCUUAUUUUAGAAAAUGAGACCCUGGGCCGCAACACAACUCAGCUCUCUGAACAGUUAGAACGCAUGUCUAUCCAGUGCGAUGUGUGGCGAAGCAAAUUUCUAGCAAGCAGGGUAAUGGCUGAUGAGUUGACUAACGCCAGGGCAGCUCUACAGCGUCAAAGCCGGGAUGCCCAGAGUGCCAUUCAGGAUCUCCUCAGUGAACGGGAACAAUUCCGGCAGGAAAUGAGCGCGACGCAGAAAUUAUUGGAAGAACUCUUGGUUUCUUUGCAGUGGGGCAGAGAGCAGACUUACUACCCUAGUGAACAACCCCACAGCACUGCAGAGCUAGCAUCAACAAAUCACAGACUGGCCACAGCACUGAAUUCUCAUCUCCUUGGAAAUGUUGGCUCCAAGAAUCUAAAAAAGGCUUCCCCUGCAUUUGAAUUCUGUAGUACUCCAGCGGAGAAGAUGGCUGAAACAAUUCUGCGAAUCUUAGAUCCAGCUACCUGUACAGAAAGCUCAUCUGAAAUAUUUUCGGAGUCUUCACCAGCAUCUUUGCUUUCUACAAAAAAAAAUAUUGGACGAUUCCAUCCAUAUACCAGAUAUGAAAAUAUAACUUUCAACUGCUGCAAUCACUGCCAAGGAGAACUUAUUGCCCUUUAAAAGAAGUUAAAUCAAUGUCUUCAAAACGUCCUAGAAUCUUUUAUCAUACUAGAGUCCUCUAUUUGGGAGUAGGGUCUUGUUAGGGUACCGUGUAAUGGUACUCUUUCUACUUCUAUACUGGAUUUCUGCAAAGAACUUCCAUGGAUUGAAUGUUAGAUCUUUUUCAUAGUUAUCUCCUCAGGGUAUAAAAAGCACAAAACUCUAAAAAUAUUAAUCACCAAUAAUAACAAGCUUUCCAAGCUUCAUCCUGUGCUCUCUUUAAAGUUUGUAAUUUUGGAAUUCUCUUGGUAGUUGAGAUGUAAAAAUCUCUUCAAAAGGUGGAAUCAAUUCAAUAUAAAAGCUUCUCCAGGACCAGAUUAUUAUUACUUACCUCCUCUGGAUUUGUGCAAUGGUCUUUGUGCUCCUGUUAAAAUCCAAAAUGGCUACACUGGUUUUUUACCAGUUUAUAGGUUCCCCAAAAAGCAUGCCAUAGGCAGUCUUGGAAAAUGUUUUACCUAACUGAAAGUGGGGGAAAAAUAAAGUGUAAUAAGCUAUGGGGCUCUGAAUAAAUGAUUGCUAAAAAGGUAUGUUCAGGACAAAGUGUGCAUAUGAUAUUAAGGGCUUUUCAGAUUGUUGUAUAAGACUAAUAAAGAGUAAAAAGAGACAGUUUUAGGGGCAGCUAGGUGGUGCAGUAGAUAGAGCACCGGCCCUGGAGUCAGGAGGACCUGAGUUCAAAUCUGGCCUCAGACACUUAACACUUACUAGCUGUGUGACCCUGGGCAAGUCACUUAACCCCAAUUGCCUCACCAAAAAAAGAAGAAGAAGAAGAAGAAGAGACAAUUUUAACCAUUAAACUGAACUGUAGCAAAUGGGUUACACAAUAGUGGUGAUGUUGAACAUGUAUUUUACUUGUUUUUUAAAGAAAUAUUCUGGUCUUGAUUUGUACAGAUCCAACCUUGUAAAUUUGAAAGAUUCUGUACAGCAUGUAUUUUUUUAAAAAUUGUACCAUAACAGACCAUUAAUAUCUUUAUAAACCCAAAGAAGAAAAUCAACUCAUCAGUUGAAACUUUUUUUCAGCAUUGUAUUAUUAUGUAUCAGUGGUUGACUCCUUAAAAAGUUUUCAUUUUAUACCAGAGUACAGGACUCAUUUAAAAUAGUCUCCAAUGUAAUUAUACCAAAUCAUGCAGAUGAGUUACAGAAGUGCCUAUUAGAAGAGAAAUCUUCAGUGGUCAGGUAUAAAUAUAGUGUAUUGAAUAUGUAUGUUUUGGUCAACUAAGUAGUUGUUUCUGGUUGUAGUGUUUGGAUUAAUUUAUUGUUUUGGAUGGCAAUAAAUGUAUUUAUCUUCUCCAGUA